GUCGCGAGCGUACGGGGCGGAUGCGGCGGGAGCUGGAGGUGGCCAGGAGGAGUUGGAGCUUGUCAGUCAGUGCGGAAACAACCCGGCGAACAUAAAACCAGCCUUUUGACGGUGAGAAUGAAGGUUUGGAAGAGCGUGAACUGUCCGAUCUGGAACGCACUCUAAACACAACCAUGUCAUAUGAUGAAUCAGUUGUGGUUGAAGCACCCAGUGAUAGCUUUUGGGAGGUUGGAAACUAUAAGCGUACUGUAAAGCGCUUUGAUGAUGGCCAUAAACUCUGUAAUGACCUCAUGACUUGUCUCCAUGAACGUGCUCGGAUAGAGAAGGGUUAUGCACAACAACUCUCAGAAUGGGCCAAAAAGUGGAAGCAGCUGUUAGAGAAAGGACCACAGUAUGGGACUUUAGAGAAAGCAUGGAUGGCGUUAAUGACUGAAGCAGAGAAAGUCAGUGAAUUGCAUCUAGAGGUCAAGUGUGCAUUGAUGAAUGAAGACUUUGAAAAAGUCAAGAACUGGCAGAAGGAGGCCUACCACAAGCAAAUGAUGGCAAACUUCAAAGAAACAAAGGAGGCAGAGGAUGGAUUUCGUAAAGCACAGAAACCUUGGGCCAAAAAAUUAAAGGAGGUGGAAGCUGCCAAGAAGGCCUAUCAUGCAGCUUGUAAAGAAGAGAAAAUAGCAAUAUCCAGAGAAUCAAACUGCAAAGCUGAUUCAAGUGCAAAUCCAGAACAAUUGAAGAAAGUGCAGGAUAAAGUAGAAAAGUCUAAGCAGGAUGUUCAAAAGACAAAGGAAAAGUAUGAGAAAAAUCUGGAUGAAUUGAACAAAUCCACACCACAAUAUAUUGAAAACAUGGAGCAAGUGUUUGAACAGUGUCAGCAGUUUGAAAAAAAACGACUAGACUUUUUUCAAGAAGUCCUUUUGGAGGUGAAGCAACAUCUUGACCUUUCUAUGACCAGUUAUAACGCUAUAUAUCAAGAGCUGGAACAGUCUAUUAAGUCAGCAGAUGCUAAGGAAGAUCUUAAAUGGUUCAACUGUGCACAUGGUCCGGGAAUGCCCAUGAACUGGCCGCAAUUUGAGGAUGAAGAAUGGUGUGCAGACCUCAAUCGUACACUUAGUAGGAGGGAGAAACCUAAAAAGACUGGGGAUGGCGUGACAUUAACUAGUAUCAGUCAGACAGGAGAUCAAGCAUCCCAGUCGUCCAAAGCUAACAGUCUUAGUGUCCGGAGUACUACUAACUCGAUACGUUCCAGUUGUAAUCCAUUUGAGGAAGAGGGGAAUGGCAAGCCUGUCAAUGAGAAGGAGAACGCAAUAACCAAAAAUGUUAGCAGCUAUGAGAAGAACCAGAAUUACACCACAGAAUGGUCAGACGAUGAAACAAACAAUCCCUUCAACACUGAUGAAACAAAUGGUGACAAUCCUUUUGAAGAAGACCAUUCAGGAUCAGAAGUCACAGUGCGAGCAUUGUAUGAUUAUGAAGGGCAAGAGCAUGAUGAGCUUAGUUUUAAAGCUGGUGAUGAACUAACAAAGAUAGAAGAUGAAGAUGAGCAGGGCUGGUGUAAGGGCAGGCUGGAGAAUGGACAAGUUGGCUUGUACCCUGCCAAUUAUGUUGAAGUGAUCCAGUGAUACAAUAUGAACCAAAGAGAAUGCUAUUUUUCACAUUUUAACAUGCAGUUACAUCAACUUAAAAUUAUGAUUUGAUGUAGAGAAUGUACAUAUUCAUUACAUUGGGCAAAAUGGUUACUCCUGGUAAUGCUUUGCUUUGAUGAGAUGAAUCUAGUUGUCUUUGGUGUGAAAAAUGUGCAUUUUAAUAUACUCCUGUCUUGUAUUUUGAAGUUCUUAACCGAAGCUUCAAUGAUUACUGUGACACAGUUUUAAAUACAAUCUACAGUAAAUAGCUGUGGAAGCUUCAGUUUGAAUAAAGAAAAGGAUUGUAAAAAUUGAUUUAAUAACUUGCCUUGUGUAAUGCUAAAUACUAAUUUUAAAUGUUUGUCUUUGACUUAUUGCAGUCGUCUUAUGUUAUUUAAGUAAUGUCCCCAAUAUUUUUCAUUUUUUAAAGCAAAUGGCGUAUUUGUUGUUGCCAUUUUAAAAGUUUUAUUUUAAACAUGAGAUUCACAAUAUUUACCUGUCAGUUAGCCUUUCAGCAUUCAACUCUCUUGUAGUCUGUUAUUUCUUUUACAAACAUGAAGUAUAGAUAAGGAAAAUGACAUCAUGCCAUGCUCUAACUUGUUUCUGAAGUACAAAUCUGUUCAAUCACUUCUAUGCAAGACCUUGUGCUGCUCUGCUGUGCUUUACAAAACUUUGUAGCCAAUGCAUGUAAUUAGCAUGUCAGUGAUACACUGGGAUGUUUUUAGUUAAAUACUACAAUCAUCUGUUUCUUUAAUGUCAGUUUUCAAUAGAAAUAUCAAGUACAAUAUUAAAAUACAACCAUUCUGUAUUCUAACAUUUUGUAGGUUUUAAUUUAGAUACACAAAUUGAUUUCUAUGUAUAUUUGAGAUGCUAUAAUUCUUGUAAAAAGAGCUUCGGAUGGAAAGGAGCUGCUUAAAAAUGGAGAAUGUUGAAGAGAAUACAUAUCAGUGUUCUCCUUAUUUCCAGUUGUCACUACACCCUUCUGCUGCUCAUAACUAGAGAGCUUUUGAAAGAUUUGGAGAUCUGCACCAAAUUUAUUUUGAAUUCUUUAGAGAAAACUACAUAGACAUCUAUACGUACAAAACAUUCAACAUGAACAAAGAUAAUUGGAAAAGAGCAUGUCUACUGCAUUCUUUGUGUUCAACCUAAGGACUGGUGAACGUAAAUAAGAAAUUUUGAUGUAUACUUUGCUUUGUCAAUGUCAUAAAAUAUUCUGAUUCAAAUUAUUGUGUAAUAUAUAUAAUAUAUAUGAAGGGUGGGGUUGAUAAGAGUGGGUUGUAAUCACUCUUAAGCACGGGUGAAUUGUAUGCCAUCUUUAAGUAAACAAUUUUUUUGGUAAAUUUUUGUUCUGUAAAACCUUCCAAUCAAUCUUCACAAUGAGAAUUAAACUAGAAGUUAUAUGUUG
Messenger RNA from Chiloscyllium plagiosum (whitespotted bambooshark), 3024 nucleotides. The record is from RefSeq and is a predicted model, not a curated record. NCBI's taxonomy places the organism in Eukaryota, Metazoa, Chordata, Chondrichthyes, Orectolobiformes, Hemiscylliidae.